This is a messenger RNA of Exophiala mesophila, 1687 nucleotides long. RefSeq lists its product as uncharacterized. The transcript has a single exon. NCBI's taxonomy places the organism in Eukaryota, Fungi, Ascomycota, Eurotiomycetes, Chaetothyriales, Herpotrichiellaceae. The coding region runs from base 33 to 452 and encodes 139 amino acids. Gene Ontology annotation, biological process: mitochondrial proton-transporting ATP synthase complex assembly. The record is from RefSeq and is a predicted model, not a curated record. Gene Ontology annotation, cellular component: mitochondrial matrix.
AGACAACUACACAUCUCACCCUGCCCGACAAGAUGUCGUCCACUCAAGCUCAGAUCCAUCUCCGCUCCCUCUACCGACGCAUCAUGCGUGAGCUGCCUCCUCGCACAUUGGCAUCCACUAAAACCACCGCCAAAUCAUCCUCACGUUCUCCGUUACAUGCCUCGAUUCGAUCCCACUUGGCCGACUCCUCAGCUCUAUCACCGUCGUCAACACACUCAACGCCACCAGCAGCUGCUGAUGCAGGAGUUGGAUCCUCAGCAGAACAUGCACUCGCACGCAGACAGGAAUUAGAACAGCUUGUGCAAUAUCUAAGGGCCCAGCGUCUCUAUGGAGUUUUGCUCGAGCGUUACAACCCCGGUACUGGCAUGGAUGAAGAGGAGCGAGUGCGGUUGACGGCAAGGAGGGUCGGGAUGGAUUUGCCUGUCGAAUACGAGUGGAAGCCACCUCGGUAAAGAGGGGAGAGGAGAUUAUUGCUCUUUAAUAUACCCCUGAGGCUUGGAAGCGGUGAACAAAUCGCAGACCACCCCCCGACAGAGCGAUCUUUUUACUUGGCUCCGAGAGGACUCAAGUGACAACACAUCUUGGACGCUUGAACAGAUGAGAGGAUAAAUUCAGAUUGCCUCAUCCUUCACACCCUCGCUAUAGUCAAGACAUCACUACAUUCCUUUCCGUUGUCUUCAAGACCCUCAUCACCCUACUAUCUGGAACCAGCAUCGUGCUACUACCCCGCGACUUGAGACGAAUAUUCUCGGGGAAUCCCAAGACGGUGAAUGGAAUGAAGUCGAAACUGAUCUGUUGUGAGUGCAGCAUCAGGCGAGAAGUGCAAUGAGACCAGUCAACACGCCUGCAGCGGUUAAGAAAGCCUCACCGCCGAAAAGACUCGACCUUGUCGCAACAUUGGUACUUUGUGCAGAUGUUGCGGACGCGCUUGACGAACCACUGUUGGUAGCGCUGUGCACAGAACCUGUGCUGGAACCAGACUGUGGUGUUCCUGAUACUACCAGCGUCGUGGAUGAUUGAGAUGCGGUAAUUGUUCCAGUCAAAGUCGUGACAGUGUCGAUGACUUCGCUAGAUAUACCUUCGGAGACAGUGGAACCAGCAGUUGUGGCGGGCACAUUGUCGGUGGAUGUGGAGGUGAGGAGGGUGAGUUGACCAUUGGCAUCAGUGGAGACCUGGUUGCUAGACGCACCAAGGGUUAAAUCGGUACUUGAUGCGAUUGUGACACCAUUGCCGAUAAAGAGGAGUUGGUAACCAGUACCAAAGUUCUGGAUCGUGUUCUCUGGUACUGUGUAUGAGCCAGAAAAUGUCGACACCCCCGUGGCCAGCGUCAAGUUGCUAGUGACUGCAUUGGGCUCGGCGUUGCUGAAACGGAUUUCGACCAGGGCCGGGUCGAAGUUCUCAGCCGACCAGACGAUGUUCAAGGGUUGGGUUGGGUCGAUGCUGGAGCCCGACGUGGGCGAUAUGAUCUUCAGCGCCGACACUGUUGUCGCGCUGAACAGGAGCAGCACAACACUGGCAAUGUACAAGGUCGUCGUGGGCAUUGCGAGUGUACGGAUGGAUUUUGGUGUCCACUUCUUCGUUAAAUUACUAGACACGUAGGUAGUCACGUCACCAAGUCGAGUCGUCUUUGUCGCGAUGGGAUGCGAUGCGGUCCCAUGUAAUAAAAAUACAAAGAAUUCAUGGAAUG